Physella acuta is the source of this 2370-nucleotide messenger RNA. Its product is annotated as membrane protein BRI3. The record is from RefSeq and is a predicted model, not a curated record. Lineage: Eukaryota; Metazoa; Mollusca; Gastropoda; Physidae.
AAUGUUAUUUAUAGUAACAAUCUUCUCAUGUGACCCCAUGUGAUAUUUUAAAAACUUUUAACUCCUGUUUACUUCCUUGUUUGCUAUGUGAAAACUGGAAUUCCCAAUUUGUGUAUAGUAUUUAUUUACUUAACCAACGUGUUAAGAAAGGAAGUAAAAUUGUCUGUGUUGAUAAGUUUCAGACUGAUAAAAAUGUCUGCCCCACCAACCUACAAUGAAAGUCAGCAACAAAUGCCACCUGCUGGAGCUUACCAGCCUUCGUACGGAACUGUGAAUCCACCACCUGCAGGGGCUUACCAGUACCCACCAGCUGGAGCUGCAUAUCCACCAGCUCCGCAAGCUGGGUAUCCACCAGCUCCAGGCUAUGACAAGCCAGCUGGCCAAUACCCACCUAACUCAGGCUACUCUUACCCUCCCCCUGCUGGCGCUGUCCCCUCGUAUCAAACAAGUAACAACCUUGUCAUCACGCAGCCCACCCAGUCAGUGGUUGUUGUAGGUGGUUGCCCUGCAUGCAGGGUUGGCUAUUUGGAAGAUGAUUUCACCUGCCUUGGUGUGCUGUGUGCCAUCCUGUUCUUCCCUAUUGGUAUCUUGUGUUGUUUGGCCAUGCGCCAGAGACGAUGUGGAAACUGUGGUGCAGUGUUUGGUUAGACCAUCUGAUAAGCCAAGUACAGCAUUGGAUUUAAACAUUAGGCUCUCUGACUAACUUGUGACCAAAUUUCAGAUGUUAGAUGACAAAAAAAAUGUUUAAUUUCUAAACAUACUUUAUUAGGGCAAUUUUUUGCUUCGUAGCUUUAUUUUUUCCAAAAAAGUAAAUAUUAAAAAAAUUUAAAUAAAUUAUUUUUGUUUUACACAAUGAUAAUUUAAAAUUAUGGUUUUAGGUCAAAAGCACUUUUUCUUUUUAAACAUUAAGAAAUGGAUUACUCAAAUUAGUGAUUUGUUCAAUGUAUUAAUAAUAUGAUAAAACAUUGCAUUCCAAUCAAAGUGUAAACAAUGAGUUCUUCAUGGAUUGAAAUUAAUAUUUUGUUUAAAGAAUUUAAUUUCAGUUAUAAAUAUUACCUAUCAUUUUGCUUAGUGGUGUACCAAAUUUGGCUUAGUGAAAAUAUGAAGAAAAGACUACGUUUUAGUUUACAAAAUAUUUUCUGCACUGUAUAACAGUGAAGGAUGGGCAUGUGAGGGUUGUUUUUUUUUUUUUGUAUAGUAUACUGUUUUACAUGAUGCAAUCUUUUAAGUGUCAAUUACUUUAUUAUUAUAUCAGGUUUCAAGGAUUAGUGUAACUUUGCACUGAUAUCAAAAUGUAUGCUUAUAAAUAUGUUCAAAAUAAUACUUAUUUUCAGUUCACCAUGUAACUCUGCACUUAGGUUUGAGUUGUUAUGCACAAUUAUGACCAAAAGUUGGAAAUAAGUGGAAGGGGUGUAGGAUUUCCUAAUAGGGAUUUCGUCUUAUUUUUUUUUAAUUUUGUGGUGGUUUUUUUUUUUUUUGCUUAACUAAAUUUAUUUUUAAAAUUCUUUACGUUAUUGAAUAAAUUUUUAAAAAUUUAUUUUUUUUUGUUGUAAAACUGAUUCAGUCUUGAUUGAAAAAAAAAUUGCAAUUCAUGUCUGAAACAGUUAUCAUCAAAAUAACCAAGCAUUAUCUAAGCAAUUAAAAAAGAGAUGUAAGAUGACUUGAUCAUAGUGAAACAAAUGAAACAUUUUUAAUCAAACUACUGUUACUUUGGUUGUACUUGGGCUGAUGGUUGGCCAUGUACAUUGGGUUAGCUUUUCCAGUGGUAGUCAAACUUUGAUAGUCACCUUGAUCCCAUGUAAAAACUUGCACACUUGUUAUUUUCAUGUUUAUAAAAUGUCCAAUAAAUGUGUCAUAGUUUGUAUUUUAAACUGCUUAGAAUUACCCAUAAUACACUGUAUAUUAAUCUUGUGUUGUUUCUAAACUUGGUUAUGUCAUAUAUAUUAAAAUGCAGGUUAAAAUUAAAUUGUUAUUGUAUAAAUGUAUGUUAUACAUCAUAAAACAGAAGUAUUACAAGUUUCUUUUAUCAUGGAACAAUGUUAGUCCUAGCUGUUGAUUUCUGGUAUAUUGAAAGCAUCAAACAUUUUUGUGCCUUGUGUAAUCAAAUCCACACCUAAAUCAAUGUGCAUUUUAUUUGUACAAACAAAACAGCUUUAAAGAGCCGUAAUUUUAAAAUAAUUUUAAAUGUAUGACACAUGUUUUAACAAGUGCUUAAAGCAGAUUCACAUAAACACAUAUGUUUUGUAGCAUUAUUUCUGUUAUCAAAGAAUGUUUUGUAUAGCCCACGAAAAGAAUUAAAUUUACUUGUAAAUUGUUGUAAAUCACUCUAGACUUAUGUUUGUAAAUAAGAUCAAAAAAUAAAUUAUGUGC